UAACCCAGUUCUAACAUUCUAAUUAUCUCGGCGUGUUCUUCCGAGUUCUAGCACUCGCCGUCCCCUCCCCCUUCCUCGCCGACCUGCGACUGCGAACCCCGUUCCCGACCUCGGCACACGAACCGCCCCAACUGAGCAAGCUACACUCCGGGAGCGAGGAGGAACCAAUCACCGGGACACCACCGAACCCGCGGCGAUGGACGAGGAGGCGAAGCACCUGGAGACGGCGCGGGCCGACCGCCCCGUGUGGCUCAUGAAGUGCCCCACCGUCGUCUCCCGCGCCUGGCAGGAGGCCGCCGCUUCCGCUUCCGCCCCCGAGUCCGGCGGCGCCAACCCUAACCCUAACCCUAACCCGGUCGUCGCCAAGGUCGUCCUCUCCCUCGACCCCCUCCGCGACAAGCAGCCUACCCAGUUCAAGAUGGAGAUGGCUCAAUCAGACAAUGGCAACACACCAAAGAGUUACUCUCUGAAUAUGUAUAAUGAUUUUGUGCCGAUGUGCAUCUUUUCUGAGUCUAACGAAGAGAAACUUGCAUGUGAAGGGAAAGUCGAGAAUAAAUUUGACAUGAAACCACACAGAGAAAAUCUUGUGGAAUAUGGAAAGUUAUGCCGUGAGAGGACUACUAAGUUUAUGGCUAAACCAAGACAAGUGCAGGUACUUGAGAAUGACCAUGGAAUGCGCAUGAGACCCAUGCCUGGCAUGGUUGGCCUAAUACCUUCUGGUCCAAAGGAGAAGAAGAAGCCAAUACCAACAAAACCUUCGGACAUGAAAAGAACAAGAAGGGACCGUACGGAAAUGGAAAAUAUCCUAUUCAAGCUUUUCGAGAGGCAGCCAAAUUGGUCACUAAAGCAGCUAAUGCAAGAGACGGACCAACCUGAGCAAUUCCUGAAGGAGAUACUGAACGAUCUCUGUGUCUACAACAAAAGAGGACCAAAUCAAGGGACGCACGAGCUCAAGCCUGAAUACAAGAAGUCUACAGAGGUCAAUGAGGCUACUUGAAGUCCAUGCCAUACCCGUGCUAGAACUUCUUGUCCUGACUCGCUGAACAUGAGUUCUCGAGUCUCGACCAAUGGGAACUCCAACCUGUUAGUUGCUGCGUACAAGUAGUCACUGAUGCUUCAUUUGGCUGUCCAUUUAACGUAGAUUGUAUUCUUGAGGUGAUGCAUCUUUCAUGCCACCGGAACUGGAAGCCGUAUGAAAGACUUUCGGCACUUUUUGUA
Phragmites australis (common reed) is the source of this 1218-nucleotide messenger RNA. RefSeq lists its product as uncharacterized. Bases 197 to 997 code for a protein of 266 amino acids. The transcript has 6 exons. Gene Ontology annotation, cellular component: transcription factor TFIIF complex. Gene Ontology annotation, biological process: transcription initiation at RNA polymerase II promoter; transcription by RNA polymerase II. The record is from RefSeq and is a predicted model, not a curated record. NCBI's taxonomy places the organism in Eukaryota, Viridiplantae, Streptophyta, Magnoliopsida, Poales, Poaceae.